Molecule: messenger RNA, 1308 nt
Organism: Drosophila montana
Lineage: Eukaryota; Metazoa; Arthropoda; Insecta; Diptera; Drosophilidae
Exons: 2
Coding region: 120-1184 (354 amino acids)
Molecular function (GO): protein binding
Source: RefSeq, a predicted model, not a curated record
AAAUUAUAUCUUAAAGACUCAAAACAGCAAACACACAUCAAAAAGUCAACUUCCAUAUAAAGACUCAACAUCUAUUAUAGAAGCAAUAAGGAAGUGUGUGUUUACAUUAACGAAGCAGUAUGGCUUAUUUGUAUGGCAUAGCGGAUACCAAGCUUAAGACUGUGAAGGAGAGGAAAAGGGUCAAAAAACAAUGCACGGUACCACCAGUUAAGUAUCGAACCGUUGCUCCAUACGAACGCCACCAGAAAUACGAUCGUGAUAUAUGCCCCAUCCAGUUCCGAGUCACUCCCGCGUCCCUCGUCGAGCUAUGUGUUAAUGUAGUCGAUAAGCUGCCGUUGCCAUCGAUCUACGAGUGGAACGAUAAGAAUAUACGACUAUGGAUUUGCCGCCUGGGCUAUCCACAGUAUAUGCGCACAUUUCGUGUGAAUUUGAUAUGGGGUCGAAAGUUGUUGUUACUGGACGCCGAUGCGUUGUCGUCAAUGAAUAUCAAGGAUUUUGAUCACAUUAAGCACAUUACCUAUGACAUUCGCAUGUUGUUUCACUUUGAGCUGACGAAAUUCUCGCACAGUAUUUCGCUGCCGGAUGAGAAACCCAACGAGCUCUAUUUGCUGUGGCACACGCAGACGGGCCUCAACUAUGAUGCAGUUCGUCGCUCGGAUCUGUACAGACGCAUGCAACUCAUACGGGAACGUUCUCCUUCCCUGGAUCAUUGGGAUAUGCUCGAUUUGUGGCUGCGUCGCGAACGUGAACGCAAGUACACGGAGCUUGUUGGAGCCGUGCCGCGUUAUAAUUUGUACUCGUGCCCCAAGCCUCCAGUCAAGCGUUUCAAUCAGGUCACAUCGCGAACUAGGUGGGAUGUUGUUCAUCAAACUGACUGCAUGCCGCCCUGCGAUUGCUUCUGGACAGAGCGGGACACAGCUCUGCCCUGGCGUCUACAUUGCCUGGGUACGGCCAAGCCGACCGGCAAAAUCACGAAGAGCAGGUGGUUGGCACAUGAGACCAAGUGUCCCAGUUGUGUUCCGCCCUGCGAAUGCAAAUGGCUAUCCCGUCAUUAUUUGACCGGUACGGUAAUAACCUGCCUGAAGAAGCACUUUCCCGAUAAGUUUGCCCCCACUUUUGACUCUCGCCAAAACGUAAAGAUACGCCCCAGUGUGAUUGAAUAUUGGACUCGCUUCUCUAUGUAGAUUGUUGUACCUUACCCCACCCAUAUAUAUGCAUAUGGGUGUGCCCAUUCUUGUUGAUUUGCCUUGCUCAAUAUUGGGGGGGAAAUUUUCUAAAAAAUAUAAAUACAUCUACAUAUAUUUUAAA